Molecule: messenger RNA, 1121 nt
Organism: Eupeodes corollae
Lineage: Eukaryota; Metazoa; Arthropoda; Insecta; Diptera; Syrphidae
Gene: wbl
Product: protein windbeutel
Exons: 1
Coding region: 110-880 (256 amino acids)
Biological process (GO): protein secretion
Cellular component (GO): endoplasmic reticulum lumen; endoplasmic reticulum
Source: RefSeq, a predicted model, not a curated record
AUUCAAAACAAGUAUCUUCUGCCGGCUUGUCACUUUUCAGUCGGUAGCACUUGUGUUUGGAUAAAAUUUGUUUACGUUAGAAAAGAGAAAAGUUUUUAAAAAUAUAAUUAUGGACCUACACAAAUAUGGAUUUUUGUUACUAAUUUGGUAUAAUUACAAUUUAACACCUGUAUCAGCAUCUUGUCUUGGUUGCGUCGAACUCGAUCACAUAACAUUCAACAAGUUAAUACCAAAAUUUCCUAAUGCCUUGGUUAAAUUUGAUAUUGCAUUUCCCUAUGGUGAUAAGCACGAGGCCUUCAGCCAAUUUUCAAUCGAAGCUCAUCAAGUGACAAAUGAUUUACUCCUUGGCAUUGUUGGCAUUAAGGACUACGGCGAGAAGGAAAACAGUGAUUUGGCGGCAAAGUACAAUGUUGACUCCGAAAAUUAUCCAGCUAUAUUUCUUUUUCGUGGCAGCUCAGUGGACGAUUAUGUCAAAUUUCCUUCCGAUUCGGAAGUAACUGUGGAGAAUCUUAAGGAGUUCGUCACCCAUAAUACAAAUCUCUAUAUUGGCUUAGAUGGAUGUGUUAAGGAGUUCAAUGAUUUUGUUUUGGGAUUCUCACAGAAAAGCGCCGAUGAACAACAUGACCUGAUUGAAAAGUCUUCGGAGAUACUUGACAAAGUGCAAGGAGAUGAACAGAAAGCAAGUGGCAAUGUUUAUAUAUCAUUUAUGAAGAAAAUUCGUGAAAAGGGAGCACAGUUCGUUGCAGCUGAAACUGUGCGCCUGACAAAGCUAAAAAAUGGUAAGGUCAGCGAUACUAAGAAGCUCGAGUUAUCGCACAGGUUGAAUAUAUUGCAAGCUUUCAAGAACGAACCAAGUGCUGGAAUCAAAACUGAGCUAUAGGUUAUCUAUAAAGUACUUUGUUCUGGAUAAAUAAGAUUGUGUUUGUGUGUGAAAUAAAUGUCUGUCAGGAAGUUCGUUUAUUUGUUCUAAUUAAAUAAUUGUUGAAAUCGGUAUUUUUGGAUAUUUUAACGUUUGUUUUGAUGAGGUCUGUUACAUUUAUUUGAUUGAUUGGUAGCUUUAAUUCUCUUUUAAUGUAUGUACUAAAUAACACAUUAUUUAUGGAACACAAACAUUAUAUAAA